This is a messenger RNA of Myotis lucifugus (little brown bat), 3080 nucleotides long. RefSeq names its product Rho GTPase activating protein 21 (gene ARHGAP21). The coding region runs from base 445 to 2916 and encodes 823 amino acids. The transcript is spliced from 9 exons. The record is from RefSeq and is a predicted model, not a curated record. NCBI's taxonomy places the organism in Eukaryota, Metazoa, Chordata, Mammalia, Chiroptera, Vespertilionidae. Gene Ontology annotation, biological process: Golgi localization. Gene Ontology annotation, molecular function: protein binding.
UUGGGAUGUGCAGGAGGGGAGCCGGGAGGGUUUUUGUCGAGUCUUACCCCAUUUUAGUCUCGUGGAAAGAAAACUUGCCGAGCGAUCUCCUUGGGAGCCGACGCUGGAGCCUUCCCGACCCACUCAGAUUCCACGCGGACUCGGGAGGAAGGGGACCGCUUUCUGCCGUCGGCCUCACUCGCUGCCAAGAAGCCGGCCUUUGUUUUUGAAGUCUGGAGAGAUGGACGAAGACGGUGCCGUCAGUUGAAGCCCGAAGAAGGAAUCAUCAGGGCAUCCUUUCGGGGGCUUCAUCAAAACAUUGCCUCCCUGGCCCACUAUUGGUUUCCCUGGCCCUCCCUCUCCUCGGAGCCUGGUGUGGAAUUAUUACCCUUUUUGCUGUGUGGCAGCCUUUCCCCCCAAUGUGGACUCCAAAGGAUUGGCUCCUUCUUUGUGAUUUGAAAUGAAAUGAUGGCCACACGUCGGACUGGUCAGCCGGAGGGAGAUGGUGACACGCUCAAGGCCCACGGGUCCCCCGCCUGUGAGGUGUCAAAAAAUAAAGAUGGAAAAGAACAAAGUGAAACUGUAUCACCAUCCGAAGAUGAAGCGUUCUCCUGGCCAGGUCCCAAAACAGUUAUGUUGAAAAGAACAUCUCAAGGCUUUGGUUUUACAUUAAGGCAUUUUAUUGUUUAUCCCCCAGAGUCUGCAAUUCAAUUUUCAUAUAAGGAUGAAGAAAAUGGCAACAGAGGAGGAAAACAAAGAAACCGCUUGGAACCAAUGGACACCAUAUUUGUUAAGCAGGUUAAAGAAGGAGGACCUGCUUUUGAGGCCGGAUUAUGCACAGGUGACCGAAUUAUAAAAGUCAAUGGAGAAAGUGUUAUUGGAAAGACCUAUUCCCAAGUAAUUGCUUUAAUUCAGAACAGUGAUACAACAUUGGAACUUAGUGUUAUGCCAAAAGAUGAAGACAUUCUCCAAGUGGCAUAUUCUCAAGAUGCCUACCUGAAAGGCAAUGAAGCCUACAGUGGCAAUGCCCGCAAUAUCCCCGAACCUCCACCAGUCUGCUAUCCCUGGCUGCCAUCUGCCCCUUCAGCCAUGGCAGCGCCAGCUGAAGUAUCUCCUCCAGACUCCUCAUCCAGCAAACAGCAGACCACUACCCCAGUACUGACCCAACCUGGCAGGGCCUAUAGAAUGGAAAUACAAGUGCCUCCAUCACCAACAGACGUUGCAAAGUCAAACACAGCGGUGUGUGUUUGCAAUGAGAGUGUGAGGACUGUCAUUGUACCUUCUGAGAAGGUUGUAGAUUUGUUACCUAAUAGAAACAACCAUACAGUUCCUUCACACAGAACUGAAGAGGUGAGGUAUGGCAUAAGUGAGCAGCCCUCUUUAAAAACAGUGUCAAGAACCACAUCACCAUCAUCAUCCAUCCCCACUGCCCACCUAAUUCAUCAGGCCCCAGGCUCCAGAUCGUUGGAACCUUCUGGAAUUUUAGUCAAGUCUGGCAAUUACAGUGGACAUUCGGAAGGAAUCUCAAGCAAGAGAUCUCAAGCUUUGGAUUCUCCUUCUGUGUCUGUUAAUCAUUAUUCUCCAAAUUCCCAUCAGCACAUAGACUGGAAAAACUAUAAAACUUACAAAGAGUAUAUUGAUAACAGACGAUUGCAUAUGGGUUGUCGGACAAUUCAAGAAAGAUUAGAUAGUUUAAGGGCAGCAUCUCAGAGCACAACAGAUUAUAACCAGGUGGUACCGAACCGCACGACUUUGCAGGUACGACGCCGCAGCGCCUCUCAUGACCGAGUGCCCCAGUCUGUUCAGAUCCGACAACGCAGUGUGUCCCAGGAGAGGCUGGAGGACUCUGUGCUAAUGAAGUAUUGUCCACGCAGUGCGUCGCAGGGGGCGCUGACAGCCCCACCUGUUAGUUUUAGCAAUCAUAGGACUCGUUCAUGGGAUUAUAUCGAAGGACAGGGUGAAACCUUGGAAAACGUCACUUCUGAAAGUCAAAUGCCGGAUUCAAAUGGAGAAAGAAAACAGACUUAUAAAUGGAGUGGAUUUACGGAGCAGGACGAUAGACGAGGCAUUUACGAAAGACCUAGGCAGCAAGAAAUCCACAAGUCUUUCCGAGGUUCCAAUUUUACCGUGGCUCCGAGUGUUGUUAAUUCUGAUAUUAGGCGAACGAGUGGCAGAGGAGUGGGAUCGGUGUCUCAGUUUAUAAAAAUUCCACCAGAUCUGAAGACAGUGCAGUCAAACAGAAGUUUUCAAACCACUUGUGGAAUGUCACUGCCUCAAGGUAUUUCACAAAACAGGUCACCUCUUGUCAAAGUCAGAAGUAAUUCUCUGAAAGCACCUUCGAUGCAGGUCACAAAACCAUCAUUUAACCAGAAUUCAUUUGUUUCUAUCAAAGACCAAAGACCAGUAAAUCACUUGCAUCAAAACAGUCUGUUGAAUCCGCAGACGCGGUUAAGAUCUGAAAGUGUCCCCGGUCAGCAGGUGGAGCCUGGGAAAGCCCCCUGUCUGUCUGGAGCUUCCAAGUCUGCCCCUCAGGUGAAUGAGAACUCCGGCGCUUCAGAAGGAGAAUUACCUGUCACUCAAAGGAGCCAAGAUUUACAUUUACAAGCGGCUGAAAUUCAGCAGUCAGAUACUUUAGAUAAUAAAGAAACUGUCAUCCUAAGAGAAAAACCUCCCUCUGGUCGCCAAACACCGCAGCCUUUAAGGCAUCAGUCUUACAUCUUGGCAGUAAAUGACCACGAGACCGCAUCUGACACUACCUGCUGGCUGCCUAACGACGCGCGCCGAGAGGUCCAUAUAAAAAGGAUUGAGGAAAGGAAGGCCUCCAGCACCAGUCCGCCUGCUGACUCCUUGGCCUCCAUCCCAUUCAUAGAAUCUCAAAUCCUACAGUGGCCUUCGAGGCCUUCCCCGAUCUGCCCCCCAACACGACUCCACCUCUGACUCCAUGUCCUAUCUUCUGUGCAUUCAUCCCGUCUUCAUCUCUGCCAGCUUUGCAGCUGGGCAGUGCCAAGCAUGUCCUGCUUCAGGGUCCUGGCACCGCCUGACUUGCCCUCUCUCACUACAUGGCUCUUUGACAUUACCUUGUCAGGCAGCCUAUCUAAAAU